This is a messenger RNA of Hippoglossus stenolepis (Pacific halibut), 5231 nucleotides long. It is a transcript of the gene panx2, whose product is annotated as pannexin 2. The record is from RefSeq and is a predicted model, not a curated record. The transcript is spliced from 8 exons. Gene Ontology annotation, biological process: monoatomic cation transport; positive regulation of interleukin-1 production. Gene Ontology annotation, molecular function: channel activity. Lineage: Eukaryota; Metazoa; Chordata; Actinopteri; Pleuronectiformes; Pleuronectidae. Bases 1944 to 3929 code for a protein of 661 amino acids.
GCUCGGAUACAUGUUGUAGCUGCUCGCCCGCACUGCAGAUUAACUCUUACCGUGCCGGAGGAUGCAGCGAGACACGACGCUGCCUCUCUGCAGCCGGCUCUUUGAAACCGGAACAGACCUGUUGGGAAGACAGCAGCGAGAAGCCUCCUAUAACACAAGGAUGAGCUCACUGUGACAUCAUGGUCUUCUCACCCUGAUGAAAUAUCCCUGCAGCGUUACUGACAAGUCAAAAACGCUGCCUCUCUGCAGCCGGCUCUUGGGAAGACAGCAGCGAGAAGCAUCCUCUAACACAAGGAUGAGCUCACUGUGACAUCAUGAUCUUCUCACCCUGACUCUGCCUCUUUGCAGUUGCAGCUCUACUGGAUUAGUGGGAUGUUGUAGCAGCAAAGGAACGUGGGAUUCCCUCUAAACACAGACAGCAUCGUCCGACUCAGGGACAUACAGUAAUCUGUCGAACUGGAGCGGUGCAGGAGGCUCACUUGCUGACAGCAGUGCAGCUUCUAACUGAGCACUUUAAAUGUGAUGCUGCUCCCUUAAAUUCAAAUCAAGCAAAGUUCUUUUUCCCCCUUUUGAUUAUCCUUGAGACUACUGCUUGAGGUCAGCCUUAACAAGUAGUCUUUCAUUAUGUCCACUGAUGAUAUUUCAAAAGACUCCUCACCUUGUGAUCUUUCUCACCAUGUGGGUGAGAGUGCUAUAAAACUGCGGUCUCAAGGUUCCGCUCCCCAGGACAUUAAGUGUAUACUCUCCAGGCCUGGACUAUAAGAGAGCUUGGCUUUGAAGGGAUUUCAUAGAUGAGCUGUGUGUGUGUGUGUAAUGAGACGAAAGUGAGAGGAGGGCAGUGGGAGUAAUGAGGAGAGAAAGAAGAAGAGGACGAGGAGGGAGAGCGAGAGGGUGAGGGCUGUUGACGUGAAGGGGUGAUGUAUUUACACUCCUCACUUAUAAGGACAUUCACAUAACCUUCAAGUGAAAUGAGCAAGCUGCAGCCACUGAUCCACCUCCUGCACAGUUUCAGCACAACCAUUUGCAUGCACGUGUAUAUGUGUGCUUCACAUGCACACACUCGCUCUCACACAUGACAAGACGUCCCACUGGGUGCACACGAUGUCCCAGUGAGAACAUGCUCUUCCUCAGAGAGGAAGACCACCGGGAGUCCAGAGAAGGGCAGGGGACAGUUAGUGUCCAAAACAGACAGAUUUGUCAAAAUCGCAGAAUGAAACCGGGCUAGCCUGCUCCCCAGAGACUAAACUUGCCCUUUAGUGUCCUUGCUCCAUUAAAAGCAAAAAAAACCUCUGGAGUUACCUCACUUAGAGUGUGUGGGUUAGUCAUCCUCAGUAACAACUGCAUAAUGAAGGACGCUGGAUGAGAACACAUUCUUAAAGAAGGUAUCGGCUGGUCUGAGCUUCUUCUGACCGGAGCCCACGCAACAACUCUUCAGCCAACACUCACUCUCCCUGGGGUUUGCAGGGACGCCUCCUAAACUCAGCCCAUUCCUCAUCCUGCCACACAGAGCGUGAGGGGACGCAGGCCAGGCACUGUGGAGACGGGGCAGAGCAGGGAAGAGGCAGAGUGAGAGGAGUGUGUGUGUGUGUGUGUGUGUGUGUGUGUGUGUGUGUGUGUGUGUGUGUGUGUGUGUGUGUGUGUGUGUGUGUGUGUGUGUGUGUGUGUGUGUGUGUGUGUGUGUGUGUGUGUGUGCACUUCUGGACACCCUUCUUCCUCUAAAAGGGAAACUCAAAGCUCUGAAGAACACAGAUCCCACAGGAUGACCCGCUACUUCCCCACACAUGUUGACAGGGGCUGAGGUCGGCCACACUUUGACGUGUGUGUGUGUGUGUGUGUGUGUGUGUACGUCAAACUGUGUCGAGGAGUCUGUGAUUGCAGCAGGGAGAGUCUGCACUCCCCUCCAGCCCGGAGAGGGGUUGUAGUGUGCGUCCUCUGUGUUCCGGAUGCAGAACAUCCUCGAUCAGAACUUAGACAUGGCCACAGCUCUACUCGCCGGCGAGAAGCUGAAGGAGCUGAUCCUGCCGGGCCACUCUCAGGAUGAGAAGGGCGGGGCCCUGGCAUGCCUCAUGGUGCAGCUCAAACUGGAGCUGCCCUUUGAUCGUGUUGUUACUAUAGGGACGGUCAUCAUCCCCAUCCUGCUGGUCACCCUCGUCUUCACCAGGAACUUUGCAGAGGAGUCCAUAUACUGUUACACACCGCACAACUUCACCAGGGACCAGGCACUUUAUGCAAGAGGCUACUGCUGGACAGAGCUGAGUGACGCUUUACCUGGUGUGGAGCAUCACCUCUGGCCUUCACUCUUUGAACACAAGUUCCUGCCCUACGCCCUGCUGGCCUUUGCUGGAAUCAUGUACAUCCCUGCUUUGAGCUGGGAGUUCAUGGCCUCCACGCGACUCACCUCGGAGCUCAACUUCCUGCUCCAAGAGAUCGACAACUGCUACCAUCGAGCUGCUGAGGGCCGAGCCCCAAAGAUCGAGAAGCAGAUCCAGUCCAAAGGACCUGGCAUAACUGAGCGAGAGAGGAGGGAGAUCAUAGAAAAUGCAGAAAAGGAGAAGAGCCCGGAGCAGAACCUGUUUGAGAAAUACUUAGAGAGACGAGGCCAAAGUAACUUUCUGGCUAAGCUUUACCUGGGUCGCCACCUGGCUAUUAUCUGCCUCAGUUCUAUCCCCAUUUCCUACCUGAGCGCCUACUACGCCCGCCAAAGACAGAAUGAGUUCACCUGUGCGCUGGGUGAGCCCCCAGACACCAGCAGCUAUUUAGAGCUGAAGCUCAGGGUUAACUGUAAGCUUCCUGCUGUGCAGCUGCAGCGCAUCAUGGCCAUUGUGGACAUAUCUCUGCUCUGCACCAUGAACCUCAUCAUCCUGAUUAAUUUGCUGCACUUGUUUGUCGUGCGCAAGUCCAACUUUGUAUUUGACAAACUGCAUAAAGUUGGCAUUAAAACGCGGCGACGCUGGCAGAAGUCUCAGUUCUGCGACAUCAACAUCCUGGCCAUGUUUUGCAACGAGAACAGGGACCACAUCAAGUCACUCAACAGGCUGGACUUCAUCACCAACGAGAGUGACCUCAUGUAUGACAACGUGGUCAGGCAGCUCCUGGCUGCGCUUGCACAGUCCAACCACGACGCUACACCCACAGUGAGGGACUGUGGGAUACAAACGAUUGAUCCCAACAUGGAUCCCUUUGAUUUUGGAGUGGGGGAGAUGGCCGGGGAGCCGCUGGUCAUCAAACGGACUCGCAAGAAGAUUAAAUGGAUCCCAUCCUCAAAUCCUCUCCCUCAGCCAUUCAAGGAACCUCUUACCCUCACACGCUUGGAAAAUCACGGCAAGCCUGAAAAACCCAAACCGCUCAGACGAAAGACGAUGGCCGACAACUUCAUCGCACCACUUCUGGACAGCAAAGGCACACAGCACCCAGCAACAAAAGAUUUAAGCGCGAUGGAGAAAAAGCACAGUCGCAACUUCUCACUGGACAUCCACCCGUACAUGCUGACCAUUCGUAAGCCCAAGGUGGAGGCCACAAUUGCAGAACCACUUCCCUCAGAGCACAACAUAGACACAGUGUACCUUGAAGGCACACAUACUAUCGUUCAUGUGUCUGGCGCGAUUACAGAAACUAAGGUGUGCUCUCCGGAAUUUACCAACCCUUCCUUUUCUACCAUGACCCUGCCCACCCAAGCAUAUGUAAAUGGCGUGAGCCCCAACCCACCGUCCAGCGAGGAUGCGCUCAGUCCCAAGUCCUCCCCACCACAAAUGGAGCCCGUCACCCAGGCAGUAAACCCAGAGCCUCCGACACCACCCCUGACCAGAGCGCCCACACACCAGCUGCUCAGCAUACACCACACUCUCUUUGAGGAAGACGAGGACGAAGAACACCGUAGAGACAGACUGGCAGGGAGACCGGGGGAGCUCAUCGCCGCCGGGGAAUGUUAAAGACGGAGAAGAAGGGGAACGCUGUGAUUCCUAUCUGCACAUGACCACCGUGUCAAUCCUGUACUCCAAUCCAGAGCCUCCCCUGCUCACCUACUCUCACUUCUCACACUUCUGUGAUGGGAGGAUUGGGCUGACUGAUGAGAAAGAAAGGGAAACACUUUUAGAUUGUUGAAAUACUCAGAGAGGAUGAAUAAUGGUUGUGUUUACCAGAGUAUUACUGUAAGCACUGAUGUCCCAUUCAUGUCUCAGGAUGACUGUGCACAGCUCAUCACCCUCCAAUGAAACCAGCAGUGAUAUACUUUAACAGGGUGCUACAGUGCAGGUUCAAACCGCUAUUAUCAGUAAAGAAAGGAUGAGCGCCGAUGGGAGACGAGCUCAGACACCUUUGGAUUGAUGCAUAUUUGCAUUGUGGUAUUUAAACACAUAUGAUAACGCUUAGUCCCUUUAUCACAAUAACCAAGUAGAAAGGUAGCUCACGCAAUACACUUGUUGAGAUCUGCACAAUAAUAUGCAAAAGAUCACAAUAUAUUUGUGGCAAUAAGGUUUGCGCUUACAGCAUCGUAGUUCGCAGAAAGCUGUACAUGUAUAGACACUAUGUGUGACUCAGCGAUUUUUGGGAUGUUUAAAAUAUAAUAAAUUACAUGGCUUUGUCGUUUUCACCACUGAUUAGGGACGUGUAUUAAGAUCUUGAUUCUGAUAUUUGCACAUAAUUAAUUAUAGGUAGAUUGGCAUAUUUUAUAAAGGAACAGAAGAUUCUACAGUGAUAGGAGUGGCUGUGUGGGUGAAUUAUCAGUAUUGAUGUGGGUAAUAGGUGCUAGAUAUCUUUUGAAAUCUAGUAGAAAAGGUAACGUGGGUGUUUUCUUCUUGACAACGUGAAUAUCCCUUCACCGUGACGACUGGAGAUGGACUCACUGUUUCUGGACUCUGUGUUCUGCUGGCUUCUCGCGUGAGUGAUGUGAAAAUGAAUGAAGUGGGAGUUGCUGUCGAAUCGUUCCUCACUGGAACUUACAAUGACAAAGCUUAUGAUUGUCAUCCGCUGUUUUUUCAGUGCUCCCCUGUCUCACAUUGUGCUAACACCUGCUUGAUCGCCAAAAGAAACUUGUGAAAGAAUGACUUGCUAGAAUAGUUUGUCUGUGAUUUGUAGAUAAACCAAACAUAUAGGCAAUGUUAGAACCUUUCACACUGAGGGGUUGAGUUCACUUGUGCGUGGACAAGGGGAUGGGCGCCUACCACAACCUCUCCUUAUGCAUUCAUUGCAGCUGCACAAAUGAACCUCAAUAAAAAGGAAAUACAGUAUCUGAA